AAAAAACACUUCAAAUUAUUACGGGUCGAUGUUCCCUACUGGCAAUCCCACUGAAAUUCUGGACAGUGCAGGUGCUGAUAGUAUUGACGUAGGCUGUUGCAUGCGAUCAUGUGGAAAGAUGGGCGACUAGUUAUAUUCAAUAGGCUGGAUGCCGAGACGCCAGUAAUUAAAUCCGUAUCUAACGUUAAUCUUUUCCCAUGCUCACCGGGGAAGGUAUUCCAGGUCGGUUGUAUAAGCGCUAUUUUAUUGAGCACUCUUGAAGCAUUAGCGGAUCCCAAGCGGCUUGUGAAAGGAUGGAAGAGCGUAUCAAAGUCUACGAUGCAGUUGAUUGGUUUCGAGCGCAGACCUGUGAUUAUCGCCGUCUCAAAUUGGAAACCUGUCCAGGGAGAGACCUUGGCCAUCAUGGUUUCAGUUCCUCCUGCAGAAAAUUUUAUUGACAGCAUAAAUUUGUCUUUCAGGGCUAACUUUUGCAAGCAUUCACUAGUUGAAGUUACCUUCGAAGAAGAAAGAUUUUCUGCAUUUUCAACUUCCACUUGCCCAAACAAAUGGAGAACCCUAAUUCCACUUAGCCCUCUUGACACAACAGGUCAGCGGUCGCUAAUUGUGGAUGUUAAUGAUGGUAGGCAUGAGUCCUUCCAUGGAGUUAUAGAAGUUCUGGAGAAAGAAUAUCCUACAGAGACCAUAUGGCUAAGUGGAAACAAGUCUGGAAUACAUGGAACCCAGAAAGAAUUAGACGCAGUCAAGGUGUUGGUAUCUAAUAGGACAGCUAAACAAUAUUGGGAUGGUUCAUUUAGGUUGCCAAUACAUGGAGAGGUAACUACUGAAUAUGGUCUCAAACGAUGCUACAAUGGAGUGUUUGCUUCUGGGUAUUACCAUAAAGGUAUUGAUUAUGGAGCUCCUCGUGGAGAACCUGUGUGGUCACCUGCAGCUGCCCGUGUAUCUCUGGUGGGUAGGGAGGAAGAAGGUUUUGCAUUACAUGGGAAUUGUGUAGGUCUUGACCAUGGACAUGGUGUGACAAGCAUCUUAAUGCAUCUUGAUACGAUUCUGGUUGAAAAUGGAAUGGUUGUUCAAGCUGGAGACCUUCUGGGGACAGUUGGUGACACAGGUUUAGCUACAGGUCCACAUCUACAUUGGGGCCUAUAUGUUCAUGGUAAAGCAGUGGACCAAAAUCAGUGGCUAAUAGAACAGAGUUGGUUGCAAUGAGUUAAAUUGGUAUUAUCUCCUUUUGCAGAGUUGCUUUGGGGACUGCAAGAUGAGAUAUUUCAUCCAUAAUUUGUUGAAGUUGAGAGUAAUUCUUGAAGCAUGCAGUUUCAGAGUCCAAUUCAGGAAUCAUUCUGUGUAGUUCUGAUUUUGUAUAAUAAGGUAAAUUGUUGAAAACUUUAAUAGCUUUGGUGUCGUCAAACAAUCAGUAUUUUCUAAAAGAUUUAAUCAGUGGAAUAGCUUUAGAAUUCAGAGGACGGGAAAAGUUGUAGCGGUCAAGGCCUUAAAUACUUUAUACAACCUUUAUACCAUUCAAAAAGUGGAUGCAUCUUUUAUAAUAAUGAUUUUUGUUGGACAUCUUAUCUUUAACCUGGAAAGGAAAGGUUUCAGUCAUCCACUUUGAUGGACAAAAAGUUGAGGUGGAGGGGUCUAACCAAAAUGUUGUCACAUAGGCAAUGGUGGAGGUGGAGUGGUGGAUCUUUGACAAAAAAUUUAUGGUGGUGUGAAGUCUUUGAGUGGUUGCAUCUCGUCUUGGUGGGGGGAUCUUUUAUAGAUCAACAAAAGUUGCACCUUGGCCAUUGUGCAAGGGGUGUUUGCUCAAUGGUUUAUCAAAGUUUGGAGAUGUUAAAGUUGUGUAAUUUGGUAGCGU
Cryptomeria japonica (Japanese cedar) is the source of this 1849-nucleotide messenger RNA. RefSeq lists its product as uncharacterized. Gene Ontology annotation, molecular function: metalloendopeptidase activity. The record is from RefSeq and is a predicted model, not a curated record. The coding region runs from base 109 to 1203 and encodes 364 amino acids. Lineage: Eukaryota; Viridiplantae; Streptophyta; Pinopsida; Cupressales; Cupressaceae. The transcript is spliced from 7 exons.